CUGACAAACUGAGCGACAUUUUCUGCACAGCAUCAUCAGUGCUGACGUGGGAGCUACGUGAGCGAAGGCGAGGCGCAGGCCGUCCAGCCAUACUGUCAUUAGUGACGAGUCAGACUACGUAAAAACUUCGGUGACCAUGGAUACGUCGGUGUCGUCUCAGCUGGAUAGCAGUUUAAAUGAUUCAGUGACAGAUGGAGAGAAGGAUCACAGAGAAGCCAACGCAUCUCCUGCAGCCUCCAAUCAGGUUUUGUUGCAAACAGAAUCUGAAGUGGCUGUCGUCCAGCUGUCUGACAGUCAAACCUCAUCAGUGCAAGGAGUCAUCCAAGCCCCUCAGACCUCUGUAAUCCAGUCACCACAAGUGCAGACUGUCCAGAUUGCCACAGUGGCUGAGCUGGAGGAUGACGGGUCAGUCGCAGACACGCAGAAGAGACGGGAGCUCCUCACCAGGCGUCCGUCGUAUCGAAAAAUCUUAAAUGAGCUCUCGUCGGAUUCGCCGGCAGUUCCUAAAAUUGAGGAGGAAAAGGCAGAAGAUGACACACCGGUCUCCAGCCCCACAGAAUCAGUUCCUAACUCCAUCUACCAAACCAGCACAGGACAAUACAUUGCCAUCGCUCAGGGAAGAGCCAUCCCCCUGACCAGCUCUACUGUUGAAGCCCUUCAGGGAGCUCAGACCCUAACGGUGACUGGCUCUCCCACCCCUCAGACUGGAGCCGCAAUCCUGCAGGCUGCAGACUCGCCACACCAGUUCUUUGUCCAGGGGGGACAGGUACUCUUCCAAGCUGCCACGGGAGACAUCCCCGCCUACCAGCUGCGCUCACCCAACUCAGGCUUGGCUCAGAGCAUCGUGAUGGCUGCAUCCCCAAGCAGCAUGCAGAGCCCCUCAUCGCAGCACGCCGAGGAGAUCACCCGCAAAAGGGAGGUCAGGCUGAUGAAAAACAGGGAGGCGGCGCGCGAGUGUCGCAGGAAAAAGAAGGAGUACGUCAAAUGUCUGGAAAACCGCGUAGCCGUGCUGGAAAACCAAAACAAGACACUGAUAGAGGAGCUGAAAGCACUGAAAGACAUAUACUGCCACAAAGCCGAGUAGCAGCAGCUGCUGGUGCCCUGAAGACAGUUCAGAAACUGCUGCAACUUAAAAAGAAAAAAAAGACUCCAGAACAAAAAAUAGACUGCUUUAAUUGUUCUUGUUUCUUUGCUCACUCAGGCCUGACGUAUGCCAAAAUUACUAAGUGUUGUGGAGGUUCCAGACAGCUCGAGCUUGCCAGUUUUGCUCUUGUUCUUAACCUGUGCUCUUUGCAUGUGAAGACUCUUGAGUGUAGUAAACUCUCCGCUUACUGUCGCUGUCAUGUACGUGGGCGAGACCGGCCAAUGAGAGCCAGCUGAAGGAGAGGAAACAGGAAGAGGAGAGGCAGAUGCUUCCUGAAUAUCUACUGAGAUUUUUUGCAAAAUAAAGAAAACAGCUGGAAGUGAUGGAGGUGGAGAGGGUCAGCCUGGUCUCGCAACCAGCAAUUUUUAUUUUAUUUUAUUUGUAUUUUGUUUAACUCGGGUCAGAUGAGCAGGAGGCACCACACGAUCCACCAGCAGCUGCACCUCAAGAUGUAAUGUGUGAAAUUAAAGCUUUUAUUUUUGGUUGCAUUCCCAUCAAUGAAAAAAAAGCACAAUUAGGGAAAUGUGAUGUCACCGAUUUCAUUAUUUCCAUCUUAAAAAAUGUUUAUCAAAUUCUAGAUUGGUAAAAAUGAGAUUUCAUUGUUUGUUUUUUUUAAACAAAGAAAACAUUUGAAUGUAAUCAUUGUUUGUAAAAAAGAGUAAUGAGAAUUUAUUUUUCUCCACUUAUGUGAAAUAUGAGUGUGUAGAACUGUUCAAGUCACAGAAAGUAACACCGUGUCAAAUAUCACAGAUUUAAUUCUGAAAAAAUAAUGUCUAUCUUCUGUGAACCAUGUUACCUGUAAAGAGAUAUCUAUAUCUGCAACUGUUCUUUAGUUAGAAUAGCACCCUGUUUCUGAAAUCCUCAAGUAUGGAGGAAAACUGCAUUUGUGGUCUGACCAUUGAAAAUACUCUGUUUAAAGGGUGAUGCCAGUUUCUUAACACUGUUUUUGUAAAGAUGAUUUAUUAUAAAAUGCAGCUUUUUAUUAAUAACUCUGCUGACAGAUAAACAUUAGCUUCAGUUCUCUGCCUCUUUUGACUUUGUAAAGUUUGCUCUUGUAAUUACUCAGUUUAACAGCUUUUUCAUUUCUGCUAAUAAUGCUGAAAAUUGACCUCUUGGCUGCUGAGGCUCUUCUGGUGACAGUAUUUAUUUACUGUUUACUUCUUGGCAUCUUUAUUUGUCAUCAAACUUGUGUUGCAGUUUGUCUCCAUCUAGUUUACCUCUUUGAUACUAAGUGAGGUGCUUUCUGUUUUGAACUCAGCUGACUUUGGUUUAGAUAACUAUCUUUGUGUUCUCCUUUCUUUGUGCAAUUUUUGUGUUUAAAUCGUACAACUGUUUUUGUUUAUCUAAUAAAAAUGUGUACACCUGACAAGUCAUGA
This is a messenger RNA of Cyprinodon variegatus (sheepshead minnow), 2520 nucleotides long. It is a transcript of the gene crema, whose product is annotated as cAMP-responsive element modulator-like. Gene Ontology annotation, molecular function: protein binding; RNA polymerase II cis-regulatory region sequence-specific DNA binding; DNA-binding transcription factor activity, RNA polymerase II-specific. The transcript is spliced from 8 exons. The record is from RefSeq and is a predicted model, not a curated record. Gene Ontology annotation, biological process: regulation of transcription by RNA polymerase II. Lineage: Eukaryota; Metazoa; Chordata; Actinopteri; Cyprinodontiformes; Cyprinodontidae. Gene Ontology annotation, cellular component: nucleus; ATF4-CREB1 transcription factor complex. The coding region runs from base 137 to 1084 and encodes 315 amino acids.